Messenger RNA from Clarias gariepinus (North African catfish), 369 nucleotides. It is a transcript of the gene s100t, whose product is annotated as S100 calcium binding protein T. The transcript has 3 exons. The record is from RefSeq and is a predicted model, not a curated record. Gene Ontology annotation, molecular function: calcium ion binding; transition metal ion binding. Bases 32 to 361 code for a protein of 109 amino acids. Lineage: Eukaryota; Metazoa; Chordata; Actinopteri; Siluriformes; Clariidae.
CUUCUGGUUGGAGAUCUCGUCACAUGGAUGAAUGUCUACCCUGAACUCAGAGAACGCCACCACGCUGGAGAGCGCCAUGCAGUUGAUGAUCCAGACCUUUCACAAGUACUCUGGUAACGAGGGGGACAAAUACACACUCAGCAAAAGUGAGCUCAAAGAUUUGCUUACGCAGGAGCUAGGAAACUAUCUGGGGAACGCACAGGACAAGGAUGCUGUGGAGAAGGUGAUGGGUGACCUGGACUCAAAUAACGAUGGCGAGGUGGACUUUACAGAGUUCGUCAUCCUUGUCGGUGCACUCACCGUGGCCUGCAACGACUUCUUCCAGGAGUACAAUACAGAGAAAGGUGCUAAGAAAGAGUAGAUGCUGUG